This is a messenger RNA of Fusarium fujikuroi IMI 58289, 594 nucleotides long. RefSeq lists its product as uncharacterized. The record is from RefSeq and is a predicted model, not a curated record. Lineage: Eukaryota; Fungi; Ascomycota; Sordariomycetes; Hypocreales; Nectriaceae. The transcript has a single exon. The coding region runs from base 1 to 594 and encodes 197 amino acids.
AUGCAUAUCCUCCUCCUAAGCUCUUCAAACCACAACAGCGCCCGCAUUAUCCAAUCUGCUCUAUCUCGAAACUUCACUAUUGCUUUUCUUACUCCCCAGGCUUCACAAAUCCCUCAUCAUGCAAACGUCACUCCGAUCAACGGCCUACCCGCCUCCCAACACGACCUCGAAAUAGCUUUACAGACACCCAGGCCCCCUGAAGCAGUCAUACUCGCUUUCUACAAUACCCAUGUUCUCGAAGCAGUCACACACACUCUUGUCAGGGCUUUAAAGGCCAUCCAGACUGCUAAAGUAAACAACGAAAAGGAAGCUGCAGCAAUGCCUCUUCGUCUUGUGUUUAUCCAAAGUAACGCGAUGCAAUUGGAGGCGGAUGGUUACAAGAGAGUCGAUAAAAUAGUACGAGCAAGCGGUUUGCCUUUCGAUCUCGCUCAGUGUCCCCGUCUGGCUGGGGAACUCUCUGCCACUGUCCGGGCUUCUCCUGAAGAAGGUCGCGUUGCUGCUUGGUUAGCUACUGUCAAGAAAGCGAGGAUGGCUCAAUCCGGCAAGAUAAAGCAUGGGGAAAUAAGUCGAACGGAAGUGAAGAACCUAGAGUAG